Molecule: messenger RNA, 1459 nt
Organism: Perognathus longimembris pacificus (Pacific pocket mouse)
Lineage: Eukaryota; Metazoa; Chordata; Mammalia; Rodentia; Heteromyidae
Product: 28S ribosomal protein S5, mitochondrial-like
Exons: 12
Coding region: 95-1387 (430 amino acids)
Biological process (GO): translation
Cellular component (GO): ribosome
Molecular function (GO): structural constituent of ribosome; RNA binding
Source: RefSeq, a predicted model, not a curated record
GCCGAGCCCCGCCGUCUGCGGAGGCGCCGUCGCGACCGGCGGCGGGGAGGGGGGCCGCCCUCAGGAAGACGCCGGAGCCGCGGCCCCGGCAGCCAUGGCUGCGGCGGUGCGCGCGGCGGGCCGUCUCCCGGCGCUCUGCGGCGCGCGCGCGGGUCACAUCUGGUCUAGGCCGCGCUCCCUAAGCACCUUUCCAGCAGCUUCCAUCUUGGCACUGAAGACGACUCUCAGCAAUAGCCCUUGGUCGUCACCGGGAACCAGAGACAACCAUCAGUUCAGCAGCUUGAGCUAUGUGCUGCAGACACAGUGCUGUAUUUCUCCUCCCAGCAACUGCAUGGGCUACCAGUAUAGGCCCUACAGUUUCUUCACUAAGUUGACGGCAGAUGAGCUAUGGAAAGGUGCUUUAGCAGAGACUGGUGCUGGAGCAAGAAAAGGAAGAGGCAAGAGAACUAAGAAAAAGAGAAGAAAGGAUUUGAACAGGGGUCAGAUCAUCGGUGAAGGACGUUAUGGUUUCCUCUGGCCUGGUCUGAAUGUUCCCCUUAUGAAAAAUGGAGAAGUACAGACCUUUGCCCAGAGAAGCAAGGAAGAGCAGGAGAAGGUCGAAGCUAACAUGAUCAAACAGAGAGAAGAGUGGGACCGGAAGAGGAAGAUAAAAGUGAAACGAGAUCGAGGCUGGAGUGGAAACACGUGGGGAGGCGUCAGCCUUGGUCCCCCUGACCCUGGUCCUGAAGGAGAAACGUAUGAAGAUUUUGAUACCAGGGUACUUGAGGUAAAAAAUGUCUUUAAUAUGACAGCGAACGAAGGAAGAAAGAAGUCGGUCCGAGUCCUGGUUGUUGUGGGGAAUGGAAAAGGAGCUGCAGGUUUUGCUGUUGGGAAAGCUGCUGACCGGAUGGACGCUUUCAGGAAGGCAAAGAACAGAGCAAUUCACUAUUUACAUUUCGUAGAACGAUAUGAAGACCACACAAUAUUUCAUGAUAUUUCACUAAGAUUUAAAAGAACACAUAUCAAGAUGAAGAAACAACCCAGAGGCUAUGGCCUCCGCUGCCACCGGGCCAUCAUCACCAUCUGCCGGCUCAUUGGCAUCAAGGACAUGUAUGCGAAGGUGUCUGGGUCCCUCAACAUGCUCAACCUCACCCGGGGCCUCUUCCAUGGGCUCACCCACCAGGAAACCCAUCAACAGCUGGCUGACAAGAAGGGUCUCCACGUGGUGGAGUUUCGGGAGGAAUGCGGCCCUCUGCCCAUCGUGGUGGCGUCCCCGAGCGGGGCCUUGAGAACGGAUCCGGAGCCCGAGAGUGAGGUUCCCGACAUCAAGCUGGACUGGCAAGACGUGAAGGCCAUGCAGGGGAUGAAGCAGUCUAUCUGGGCAAGUUUAAAGAGGCCGGCCACGUAGCCUUCCCGCGGCCACUGGCACCCGCUAGCAUGCCCCCUCCACCUUCCUUUUUUUUUUUUUUUUUAAAGGAAA